AUGAUAUACAUCUUGUGGAACUGUCAAGGCCUUGGGUCGGACUUGACAGUUCGUGCUUUGCGGGAGAUGAUCCGCAAAUACCGGCCCACUGUUGUGUUUUUGAUGGAGACCAAAUCAAAAAACAAUAGAAUGGAGAAAGUAAGAAGAAGUUGCAAUUAUCAGCAUGGCUUUUGUAUUCCUCCCAUCGGUACUGCAGGAGGGCUAUGCCUAUGGUGGGAUACGAAUAUUAACCUCGAGAUUUUGAGCUAUUCUCAAAAUUUCAUUGAUACAAAAAUAUCAGAUAUGACUACUGGCACACAAGGCAGAGCCACCUGGGUUUAUGGGACGCCAUACAGGGAAGAUAAGGAGAUCUUUUGGAACAGAAUGGAGCUAGAGCUUCAGCCAAUGAACCUUCCAUGGUUUUGCGGCGGAGACUUCAAUGAGAUUUUGUGGUCUUUUGAAAAGAGUGGGGGGCAACUUCACCCACCAAAUCGUCCGAGAUAUCUACGUGAUUUUAUGGAGAAGGUUGAAUUGGUGGAUCUUGGAUAUAAUGGGUCAUGCUUCACAUGGCGUGCACGAAGGCAAAAUAAUCAGUUUAUACAAGAAAGGCUUGAUAGAGGCCUAGUUAACAUUUUGUGGCAAGAGGAAUGGCCAAACACAACGGUUACCCAUUAUCCUGCAAUUGGGUCAGACCACAAUCCUAUCAUUGUGGAAACAGAUCAUCAUUUCAGCAGGGGGAAACGAGUUUUUAAAUUUGAAGCCCUUUGGGUGGAGGAUCGCGAGUCUCAUCAAAUUAUUGAUCAUGGCUGGAGUACUAAUGCCAACGGACAAUGGAUUGACAAGUGGCAAACUAAGCUUCAAAAGUGUACUGAGUUGCUCACCCAGUGGAGCCGUGAAAAAUAUACAAAUAACAGGAAACGGGUGGCAGCUCUACAAGCUGAGCUUCAAGAUCAACAAGGAAGGUGGGAGGAGAAUUAUGAGGAGAUCAAAAGGAUCACUAGCAAUUUAAAUGACGCUUGGGCUAGGGAGGAGACAUAUUGGCACCAGCGAUCUCGAGUGAAAUGGCUCAAUGAAGGUGACAGGAAUACAGCUUUUUUUCAUCACUCCACCAUUGCUCGACGGCGACAGAACCGAAUUUUGCGAAUCCAAGGGAAUAAUGGCCAGUGGUACUCCGGGCAAAAUGCUACAAGAAGAGUGAUUGAGGAACACUUUAAAGGCCUAUUCUCAACUGAUGGCGUGGAGGAUGAUUUGGAUAUCCUAUCUUGUGUGGAUCCUGUUGUCACAGAGGACACUAACACUGCUCUAUUACAGGAAAUUUCCUCUCAAGAAAUUAAAGAUGCAGCAAUGCAAAUGGGAUCUCUUAAGGCCCCGGGGCCGGACGGAUAUCAAGGGAUUUUCUACCAUCAUUAUUGGGACAUAAUCCAUAGGGAGGUUCAAGGCUUUGUGAAGGAUUUCUUUGCUGAAAGCUGUUUGAUUGUUGAAGAGCUCAAAGAGGAAUCAUAUAAAUACGAAGCUUGUCUGCACAACGAAGGAGUACAAAACAAUUCUAAAUAUCCAGAAAACUAUGAAACGUGCAUGAACUUUGCUGGAGUUCUGAGGAGUUUCUUUCAAGUGUUAACAAACACACGGGGAAAUCAGAAUUGGAUGCUUUGCUCACUCCGAGCUAAUGGAGGAAAUAAAAUUGGGAAAAAUGCUGCUGAUGAUGAAGAGAAUCCCCAACAACUGAGCAGCUCAGUGAUAAAGGCCAGUCCAGAAGCAUCCUCUUCUGCAAUGAGAUUACAAUCAAAAGAAGUAUCAGAUGCAAAGAGUUCAAGAUCAACUGAUGCAGGAGGCAUUUCAGGAUUAUCUUCGUCAGUGAAGAAGUCGGAAUCAAAAGGUACAAACCAACCACAUGAACAGGGGAGAAGAAAUUAUUCGUAUCCGCCCAAUUACGCCUCACUAGUUCUAUUCUUCAAGCUUAUGAUGAAGGCCAUGCUAAUUAUUCUGGGAAUUGGCAUUUGGAAGAUAAAGAAAAUCCAAGAAAGGAAAGAGCGACAUAUAUGGGCUAAUCAGGUCAUGAAUGAACUGGUUCAGCGUACUUCCUUAUACAAGUACCAAAAUACUGGACGAAAUCCCCAUCAACCAAACAAAGAUAAAGAAGAAUGUGAUGUUCCUAAUCCUAUCUUGUUAGACCAAGCCCCGUCUUCAGCAGUCGAUCAUGUACCAUCUAAAGGUGGAAAUAAAAAUGUUGAAACAAAACUGUCGUCCUCAAACCAAAACAAGUAUCAGAUAGAGAGUGAUCAGAAUCAACCAGCACAUGAUUACGAACUUGGACUCAACAACGGUAAAGAGAGGAAGGAAAACAAACCCUUGGGAGAUAAGAAGAAUGGAAAUUGUGAAGCAGAUAAAAAGCAGACACCAAUAUUAAUUGCAGCAAAGAUGGGAGUGACAGAAAUGGUAGAAACAAUCCUAGACAAGUUCCCAGUGGCCAUCCAGGAUGUGGACUCUGAUAACAAGAAUGUUGUACUGUUAGCAGUUGAGAACAGGCAACCCCAUGUUUACAAUCUCCUGCGGAAGAGAAAGAUACUAAAAGAAAGCUUGUUGCGUCAGUUGGACAACCAAGGUAACAGCGCUUUACAUCUUGCCGCUAGAUGUGGACAGUACCGGCCUUGGCUUAUUCCAGGCGCUGCAUUGCAAAUGCAAUGGGAAAUCAAGUGGUAUAAGUUUGUCAAAAGCUCAAUGCCACAUGGUUUCUUUGUUCGCUACAACAAAAAAGGCCAGACCCCAAAGGAGAUCUUCAUAAAUACACACCGAAAUCUUAUAAAAGAAGGCAGCAAAUGGCUAACUAAAACCUCGGAGUCGUGCUCUGUGGUUGCAGCUCUCAUUGCAACGGUUGCAUUUGCAACAUCAGCAACUGUACCAGGUGGACUUAAUCAGAAUACAGGUGAACCAAUUCUUAAGGACGAGUCAGCAUUCGGUGCCUUCACCAUCUCAUCACUGACUGCUCUCUGCUUCUCAGUAACUUCCCUGGUCUUCUUUCUUUCAAUUCUCACUUCUAGAUAUGAAGAAAGCGAUUUUUCAAUGGACUUGCCUCGGAAACUUUUGCUGGGUCUAACAUCACUCUUCGCAUCUAUAGCUUCCAUGUUAGUCUCAUUCUGCACAGGGCAUAUCUUUGUCCUCAAACAUCAACUGAGAUAUGUGGCAUAUCCAUUGUAUGCAGCAACUUGCUUGCCGGUCACCUUUUUCGCUCUUGCACAGCUGCCCCUUUACUUUGAUCUCAUGAGGGCCAUCAUCAGAAAGGUACCACAGCGGAGCUAUGAGGUCUUUCCACACUAGUUCUUCAUAUGUUAUGGUAACAAGGUCUAAUGGGUUAUGCAGUUGAUCAUCUUGAGUGUUAAAAUUUGCUUUGUUAUGUUUUGUUUUGCUUUGAGAGUGAGGUUUAAUCAUGUGGAAUUUUUUGUAUGUGAAUGUUGUCAGUUCGACAUUAGUGUUA
Prunus avium (sweet cherry) is the source of this 3451-nucleotide messenger RNA. The record is from RefSeq and is a predicted model, not a curated record. NCBI's taxonomy places the organism in Eukaryota, Viridiplantae, Streptophyta, Magnoliopsida, Rosales, Rosaceae.